UUUACUCCAUCAAUUAUAAUCAUAACUUUCUCAAAUUUGAGAGAUGGCCCAAGUUGUGUUUAAUUUCCUUCCAUCAACACGCAUUAGAGAGCAAGUUGAUUCUCAAUAUCCCUUGAUAAUAUCGAAUAAAAAGAUCAGAUUAUUCGGGUUUGAGCUUGAUCCCGACAAAAAUGAUGCAGCGCUCAACGAACAAGAAUUAGGCGAACACGGAGAAAGCCUGCAUUCAUCACCUACCACAACCUCGUCCGAGAAAGAGAAGUAUUCGAUGGAGGAUUCCCAAGAGGCGAAGAAGUUCAAGUGCCAAUAUUGUUUCAAAAUGUUUGUGAACUCGCAAGCAUUAGGUGGUCACCAGAACGCGCAUAAAGCCGAACGGAUGAAGAAGAAAAGGUUGUUAUUACAAGCUAGAAGAGCCACCAUCGAGCAUUACCUCAAACCCUAUGACCAAGUUAUUAAUAAUCACGGUGUUAACAUAAGUUUUCAUGGUCAUGAAUUUAGUGAACCAGAUUUUACCUUUGGUUUGUACGAUAAUGAUUUGGUAACCUUUAAGGAUGUAUGCAACUCUGGUUACAAACAUGGAGGCAGGUCAAAAAGGAUGCUUUCUUCAUCAUCAUCAGACGAUUCAAAGCAAUCUUGUAAAGAUCUAGAUCUUCAAUUGGCACUAAGUUCAUACGCCACCAAGUAACCAUCCAUAUUUUAUUUUUUAUUUUUGAAAAACCCUUUUGUCAGAUUGAAUCUUAAGACAACAUGAUCUCUUAGAUUGGGUAAAAAUUGUACUAGUUAGAGAUCAUUUUUAUUAGUUCAAUAACGAAGAACAUUAAGAAUAUUGUUAUAACAUAUUCAUGUUUUAUAAGUGUAAUCUUUCAGCUUGUAACACUUUAAUAUGUAUGGUUGGUUUAAUGCGACAACCGAACAAAUAGAUGUACAUAUUGAUUUUUAGGUAUAACGUAUAAAUGUAUAAU
Helianthus annuus (common sunflower) is the source of this 959-nucleotide messenger RNA. RefSeq names its product zinc finger protein 2. Gene Ontology annotation, biological process: cytokinin-activated signaling pathway; trichome differentiation; gibberellic acid mediated signaling pathway. The transcript has a single exon. The record is from RefSeq and is a predicted model, not a curated record. Lineage: Eukaryota; Viridiplantae; Streptophyta; Magnoliopsida; Asterales; Asteraceae. Gene Ontology annotation, molecular function: DNA-binding transcription factor activity; transcription cis-regulatory region binding. Gene Ontology annotation, cellular component: nucleus. The coding region runs from base 44 to 682 and encodes 212 amino acids.